Messenger RNA from Ectocarpus siliculosus, 3729 nucleotides. NCBI's taxonomy places the organism in Eukaryota, Phaeophyceae, Ectocarpales, Ectocarpaceae. The record is from the annotation of a GenBank genome assembly.
AUGAGUAACAAUGACACGGACAGCACGGCCCGGGACACAGGCCCCGUGUCCAUAAACGAAUGGGCCCGGGUGCAGCGGAAGCUGCUGAGGCUUGAACGAGACGAGGAAGUCGAGCAAGUCGCCGGAAUGAUCAACCAACUUACGGCACAGGAAUGCAUGGAGCGCGGUGUCAGCCUCGUUCCUCUCGCGGUGACGGGGCUGUCGACGGGUUUGUACGGAAGGGCGUGCGUCUCCGUCGGGGAUCCCAAGGGCCGGCCGCUGCCUGCCCACAGGCUGGGCGCCGGCGACCAGGUCCGCCUGUACAGCUCCAAGGGGGGCAAGGGUGACGUCGAGGGAGGGAUAUCUGAGAUAUCGGGCGUGGUGGGGAAGGUGACCGAGGGGACGGUAGAAGUGAUCAGCGAGGACGCGGACGAUGCCGGCUCUCUACGGGCCCCGCUAAGGCUGGAUGUCGUAGCCAGCGAGGCCACGCACAAGAAGCUCAUGCUGGGCCUAGACGCUCUGGAGAAAUACCCCGGCGGAGGGCCCGCCGAGCGCGUUAUCAACGUGCUCUUCGGCUCGGAACCGCCGUCGGCUGCUGCUGUUGCCCCGACGGGGCCCCCGGCGGCGACGCUUUCAUCACUGGCCCUUAGGUCGCUGAACGACUCCCAGCGAGAGGCUGUGGCAUUUGCGCUGGCGACCCGCGACGUGGCGCUCAUACACGGCCCCCCAGGCACCGGCAAGACGACGACUGUGGUGGCUCUCGUCCAAGAAGCGGUGGCGCGCGGCUGGAGGUGCCUCGUUUGCGCGCCGUCGAACGUCGCAGUAGACGGCAUGUUGGAGAAGCUGGUCGCGGCAGGGGAGGAGGGCGGAGGGGGGAGCGCGGGCGGCGGCGGUGGCGGCGGCGGCGGCGGUGGGGGGUACGGCGGAAAGAACAUAGGCGGCCGUCCGCGUGUUGUGCGAAUGGGACACCCGGCGAGGCUUCUGCCGCAGGUGUUGGAGCACUCGAUGGAGGCGUUGGUGUCGCGGCACGAAGGGACGGCCAUCGUCAAGGAUGUCCGCAAGGACAUAGACACGCUGCUCGGCCGGCUGCACGGCGAGUCGGGCACGGGGGGUGGCGGCGGCAGCGGCGGAGCGGGGGGGGUUAGCAAGUCACGCUCCCGGAUUCGUGGGGCCGAUAGGAAGGGUGCUCGAAUGGAGGAAGCGCGCGCGCGGGAGGGCAAGGUGGUGCAGGAGGUGCUGCGAUCGAGAGACGUGGUGCUGGCCACGUGCGUCGGCGCGGCGACUCACAGCCUGCGAGAGGAAGAGUUCGACCUCGUAGUCAUCGACGAGGCUGCUCAGGCCCUAGAGGCGGCGUGCUGGAUCCCCAUCCUCAAAGGGAGGAGGCUUGUCCUCGCCGGGGACCACAAGCAGCUGGCCCCGACGGUCAAGAGCCGGAAGGCGGAGGCCGGUUGUCUGUUGCCGUCCGAAGCGGUAUCGGUUCCGCCGCCGCACGCGCCGGCGCGGUCACCGGGCGCACACGGUGGAAACAGCAAAGAUGGUGGUGGUGUUGGUGUUGGGACCGGUGGGGGCGGGGGGGGUGAUGGUCUCGGGCUGACGAUGUUCGACAGGGUGUUGAGGGACCUCGGGCACGGCGUCUGCCGCAUGCUCAACGUGCAGUACCGGAUGAACCGGGACAUCUGCGACUGGGCGUCCGGCGAGAUGUACGGCGGGCUACUCCUCGCCCACCCUUCCGUGGCUGAGAGGGAGCUCCCGGACCUACCGCACACGUCGGCGGCGGCGGCGUCGUCGUCGUCGUCGACGAAGGAGGAGGAGGAGGGCGCGGAGAUGUGGGCGGCCGUGAUGCUGCUGGUCGACACGACGGGGUGCGACAUGCCCGAGGAGGACGCCGGGGGCGGCAGCCGGAGGAACGAGCGGGAGGCGGAGGUGGCCGUGCGGCAUGUAAAAGGCCUGCUAAACGCGGGGGUUCGGGAGAGCGAGGUGGCGGUAAUAUCUCCGUACAACGGCCAGGUGAACCUGUUGAAACGGCUGCUGCGCCCGGAACACCCCGGGGUGGAGGUGCGGUCGGUCGACGGCUUCCAGGGAGGAGAGAAAGAAGCCAUCGUUCUCAGCCUUGUUCGCAGCAACGCAGGAAAGAAGGUGGGUUUCCUCGCGGACGCGCGGCGUUUGAACGUGGCCGUGACCAGGGCCAAGCGCCACGUGGCGAUAGUCUGCGACGCCGAGUGCUGCGGGUCGGACCCGUUCAUCGGCCGCCUCCUGAGGCACGUCGAGGACAGGGGGGAGUACCGGAGCGCUCUCGAACUGACGCCGGAAACCUGCGGCGAUUUUGCGGAGUCUUCGGUGGCGGCGGCGGCGGCGGCGGUGGCAGCUGUCGGCAGAACAGCGGCCGGCGGCGUUGCCGGAAGAAAGGGCAAGAAGUACGGGGAGGAGGGGGAGGAAGAAAAGUUGUCGGACGAAGAGGUGCUCCGGCGGGUCCAGGAGUUCGCCGAGCAAGAACCUACGCAUGACAACGACGAGGAGGAGAAAGGCGACGGCGAGGGAAGGCUCGAGCUCCCGCCACAGCUGACGGCGCGACAGAGGGCGCUGGCACACGAGACCGCGGAGUGGCUCGGGCUGGGGCACGUCAGCGUGGGCGAAGGCCCCCGGCGCGUCUUGGUUUUGUCGAGGCUUGGCGGCGCCGACGCCAGCGGCCCCGCGGCGAGGGGGUUGGAGCCGUCGGGCAUCGUCGACGGCGACGGUGGUGGCGGUAGCAGCAGCACGAACGACGCGGUUGUUGCAGGGGAGGCGAAUGAUGGCGGUUCGAUGUUCACGGUCCUGGCCGCGGGGGUUGGGUCGGAACACGACACGGACACGGACGGAGGUGCCGAUAGCGGCGGCGGCGGCGGCGGCGGCGGCGACGACGACGACGACGACGAUGACGGGUCUCCACAGCGGCGACAGGGGGCACAAGCGCCGCCAACGGAGGCCCCGGCGGCGGGCGGCGGGGGCGGAGCUGUCCUCCAAGGCGAAGGCGGGGCCACCGCCAAGGGUGCGGGGAGAUCGGCGGCCGUCGGAAGAAGGAGCGCGGCCGCCACCCCGUCUCCCUCGGCUGCCGUCGCUCCCGGCGCUGCUGUUGCUAGGAGUUGCGGUGCUGGUAGCCUGACGGGGACCAACGCCCUGCUCGCAAACCUACACGCGGAGCGGGCCGCUCGUCGGCCCCCUGCGCCGCCACCGGGCAACUGGACAACGGGCGGCAAGGGGAAGGCGGCGGCGGCGGCGACGGACGGUGGGGGAGCCGAUGAUCGAGGAUUCGCAGUGGACCUCCCGAACGGUGGCGGCAGCGGAGGGAAGAAGGGUUCUUCGAAGAAAGGCGGAUCAAGCUCCAAGAAGGGCAAAAGAAAACCAGCAGGAGGUAAGGCGGGGGCAGGGGCGAAGGCGGCGGCGGGUGGGGGCGGCACGAUCACCAAGAAGGAUGCCGGCCGCGACAACGGCGGCGACGAUGACGAUGACGACGACCUGGCCUUUCUCGACGCCCAGAUAAGGAAAGAGCGUCGCGCCGAGCCCUGCUACGCCUCUCUCCUGAGGUCCACCACCGACGCCAUGCGGCAGAACAACCCCCGCUGGGCCGCCGCUCAGGAUAAGGGGAAGCCGGCCAGGUCGGCCAUCACGGGCGCGAGAAGGGCGCAGCUGAAGGGGGCCCUGCAGACGCGGCUGACGGAGGAGGAGAAGAAGAGGGGCAAAAGCUCGGCCGACAAGGGCGAGAAGAAGUCUUGA